Messenger RNA from Varanus komodoensis (Komodo dragon), 4343 nucleotides. It is a transcript of the gene SLC25A25, whose product is annotated as solute carrier family 25 member 25. Bases 1 to 1827 code for a protein of 608 amino acids. The record is from RefSeq and is a predicted model, not a curated record. Lineage: Eukaryota; Metazoa; Chordata; Lepidosauria; Squamata; Varanidae. Gene Ontology annotation, biological process: transmembrane transport. The transcript has 11 exons. Gene Ontology annotation, cellular component: mitochondrial inner membrane. Gene Ontology annotation, molecular function: ATP transmembrane transporter activity; calcium ion binding.
AUGCCGGGCGGCGCGCGGCGCUCGCUGGCUUCCCCGGUGGUGAGCGGCGUCCUCUGCCAGUGCGGCGGCGGCGGCGGCGCCACGACGGCGGCGGCGCCUUCCCCCUCCUCCGCCUGCUCUGCCCCGGUCGCGGCGGACGGGCCCCCGGGCGGCGGCGGCUCCUCCUGCUCGGCCGCGGAGCACGAGCGGCGCGUGCAGAGCCUCUUCGUGCAGCUGGACGUGAACCGCGACGGCGCGCUCUGCGUGCACGACCUGGCCGUCGGCCUGCAGCGGCUCGGCCUGCACCGCUCCGAGAGGGACUUGUGGCGCAGCUGCAGGGGCUCCCUCGCUAAGGUUCCCGCCGAGGGAGGAGCGAUGCUGUGGUCUCUUUGGCGGUUUUUCUCUUGCCUUUUCUCCAAGGCUACCUGUCAGGGCCCUGCCGAGGCAAAAGAGAAUGGAGCGAAAGAACUCCCAGCGCGCACUGCUGGGGACCAGGGGCCAAGGACACCGGGGAAGCUGGUCCACAAAGCAGCUGAGCCCUCCGAAAGGAGACCAGCAAUUCUCCUGGUCGUUGGACCAGCAGAGCAUUUCACGCAGAAAAUCGUAAAAGCUGGAGAUAAGGACCUGGAUGGCCAGCUGGACUUCGAGGAGUUCGUUCACUAUCUCCAAGACCAUGAAAAGAAACUGAGGCUGGUUUUCAAGAGUCUAGACAAAAAGAAUGACGGCUGCAUCGACGCGCAGGAGAUCAUGCAGUCCCUUCGGGAUUUGGGAGUCAAGAUCUCCGAACAGCAGGCAGAGAAAAUUCUCAAGAGCAUGGAUAAAAACGGGACAAUGACCAUAGACUGGAACGAGUGGCGUGACUAUCACCUCUUGCACCCGGUGGAGAACAUUCCGGAGAUUAUUUUGUACUGGAAGCAUUCGACGAUCUUUGAUGUGGGAGAGAAUCUGACCGUGCCGGAUGAAUUCACGGUGGAGGAGAGGCAGACCGGGAUGUGGUGGCGGCACCUGGUUGCAGGCGGAGGUGCAGGAGCCGUGUCGCGGACGUGCACCGCCCCCUUGGACCGCCUGAAAGUCGUCAUGCAGGUUCACGCUUCUCGCAGCAACAACAUGUGCAUCGUCGGGGGUUUCACGCAGAUGAUUAAGGAGGGCGGCCCGAGGUCGCUCUGGCGAGGGAACGGCAUCAAUGUCUUGAAGAUCGCUCCAGAGUCUGCCAUCAAGUUCAUGGCUUACGAGCAGAUCAAGCGGUUCAUUGGCACUGACCAGGAGGUGCUGAGGAUCCAUGAGAGGCUGGUGGCCGGGUCACUGGCGGGAGCCAUUGCCCAGAGCAGCAUCUACCCCAUGGAGGUUCUGAAGACACGGAUGGCCCUAAGGAAGACGGGGCAGUACUCGGGAAUGCUGAACUGCGCCAAGAACAUCCUGGCCAAGGAAGGCAUGGGCGCUUUCUACAAAGGCUACAUCCCGAACAUGCUGGGAAUCAUUCCAUAUGCUGGGAUUGACCUGGCCGUCUACGAGACAUUAAAAAACAGCUGGCUGCAGCACUAUGCCGUGAACAGUGCGGACCCCGGCGUGUUCGUUCUCCUGGCCUGUGGCACCAUCUCCAGCACUUGCGGGCAGCUGGCCAGUUACCCCCUUGCCCUGGUUCGGACACGGAUGCAAGCUCAAGCUUCCAUCGAGGGAGCACCCCAGGUGACCAUGCGGGGCCUCUUCAAGCACAUCCUGAAGACAGAGGGAGCCUUCGGCCUCUACAGGGGCUUGGCCCCCAACUUCAUGAAGGUGAUCCCGGCCGUGAGCAUCAGCUACGUGGUCUACGAGAACUUGAAGAUGACUCUGGGCGUGCAGUCGCGGUGACCACCCGGCAUCCGGCACCCUGAACUCCGAACACAGCCCUGGGAGCGCAACCCCAGGGCGCUGGCCAUUUCAUUCUGUGAAUGCGUUGACUGACACGAAGCCGAUUCGGCCAGGCUGUGCAGAGCCCAGGCAGCGUCCCCGUGCUGUGGAGCAGGAGGGCCUCGGGCCUCUGCUCCGGAGAGAGCCGCGUGUUUAGUGCUCCUCAGUCAGCCCUCCCUGCGCGGGAAUCCGAGGGAGACGCCGCAAGCUGGCGGAGCCGGCCGGCUCGUGGGGGUGAGCAGCACCGCCCUGCUCUGAGUCUGCCGGAGCGGAACUGGAGCAGGCGUCAUCUUCGACUUGCUUGGAAGAGCUCCUUUCUGUUGCGUCGCCAGACUCCUCCUGCCCACGGCCUGAAACAUCCAGAAGGCCUGCUUUGGAGGAGGCAUGGCCGCUGGGCCAAAUAUUCUGUUGCUGUUUACAUUCAUUCCUUUUGGGUAGGAGUAAUUCAUGUUCCACGGCAAAAUCCUUGACACUGCAAUGUAACUUCGGAAACUGAGACUUUGAGGGCAAAGCUGGUUUCCUGCCAGGGCUGAAUGUUACUUUAAGGCUAGCUGGGCAGAGCCAAAAUUUUGCCUUUUAUUUUUCUAGGUCUGAGCAAGCGUGUGUCCCUCUAAAACCGCUAACAAGUUGCACUUAUGAUCCGAAGCAGUACCCUCGUGCCUGCACGUCUCUCUGCAUGCCGGGGCGGCUUGUCUCUCCAUUGGUGGGCUGGGGGGGUGAGGCUCCGUGCCACCCGGCACCCUUCGGGUGGCUUUGUGGAGCCGGUUGCGGAGCCGUGCUGCUUUUGGGCGUCGCUUGGAUGCGAGUCCAGCAUGGGGGGCGGAGGGCGCAGCACCUGACAGAAGCCACCUUGGCGCCCCCGUGAGCCUUUUGCAUGGUGCUUUUGAACGCAGUCUCGCCGGGCUCCUCCGCCUGGAACACGGGGUCUUGCUGCUUUCAGUCUUUAUAGGUGGAUGUUCGAGAGGUAGCAUUUAAGGUGGGUGGGGUGGUGGCCCGGGACUUCAGGGUGGGAAAUGGCGUUGCUGCAGGGGAUGGACAGGGUAAGCCGACGGCAGGAAGGCUGGAGCUUUUGUGGGUGAGUGGACGGGAGGAACGUCUUGGUCUCUGCUUCUGGUGCCAGGUGCUUUUCAUAGGGAGAAGGGAAGACAGUCGGGCUGCUGUAUCUCUGACUGUAUCAGGGGCUACUUGAGUCUGCCUGCCCAGACCUCUUGGGGGGCCAGCAGGGUCCUCGUCCGACUUCGGGGCCAGCAACACAUUCCAUGGUUUUGUUUUUACUGCUUAAAGCAUAUUUAUUUUGUAUUUAUUUGAAGGCAAGAGCUGUUCUCAAACUAUUUUUUAUAGACUUGUUUUAAAUAUAGUUACCGUGUCCUUGUUUUUCUGUGUUUUUGUAGAGGUCUUGUAUUUAUGUUCUUAAAAAUCAUUUUGCACGUUUAAGCAUUGUCGGAUCGAAUUGUCGGUGGGUGAGGACCACUUCUCGUGGUUGCUAGUGCUCAGUUUCGUUUUUAUAAAGUGUGCUUGCCACUGGGCCUGGCUGAGGAGCUCGGUCCGUCCAGAGAAAAUUCCUGCAGGAAAAGGCCUUAGGGAUGGGGACAGGCAGGGUGAGGCAAAUCUUCUGUCUGGAGGAAACUUGUUUUCACCAGAGUGGGGAACCUGUUGGUUUGCUUCGAGCUUGCCCCACUGUGGAAUUGCCACAUGUCUGACUUCUUUAUGGGUUGUGGGUUGAAACACACAAGUUGGAUUUCUGUAAAAAUAGGGGCAGUUUGGUGGGAUGGGGCAUUAAGAAUGAAAAGGGCUGGUUGGAUUGGGAGGAAAAGGAAAUAAAAAUCUCAGGGAGACCAAGGUCACAAGAUGCCAGUUUUCCUGAUGUGUGGAAGGAAAUUCGCACUUGGCGCUGAGCUGCGGCCAUUUUUCGGGCAGUUUUCUGAGUCCUGUUCCAGGUGCAUGGAAAAGAACCGCAGCAUGGCUGGUAUUCCUGGACGCAGCAGUGGCCUCCCGGCCCUGCAGUGGCUCCAUGCCUUGAAAGGCCUGCGCUGUUCGGGGCAGCUUUCUCCUUCAUCUCCACGGGAUCCUCUCUCCUUUUGUCAGGAGAAUCCAUUGCUGCUUUUGCUGCAACUGCCUGCUUGUGUUGGCUGAUGUGGUUUGCUCCCCACUCGCCCUUUCGUGAGUCACUGUACCUGGGAGAGCAGCUUCUCUCUCGCCAGAUAUUCGGCCUGCAAUCAUCCCUCCCCGUUGGCGUUGCUAGCAAGAGCUACUGGGGGUUGGACCCAAACAUCUGGCAGGCCUCGAGUUGUCCUCCCUCCCUCGUACCAUCCCCUUCCCACCAUUCGUGGCCUGAAGAGAGUAUUCUGAACAUACCAGUAAAUGCAAAACCAACCAUUUCCGACGCUGUAACCUGGAUUUAUGAAGAGCAAAUUUAACAAAACAAGAAGCCCUUGUGUAGUAAGGAACUGUUUGCUAAUAAAAGUUUAUCAUGCUCA